CUCUCCGUCAGCAUCUCCACCUUCAGCCUGGUCGCCAUAGCGAUCGAGAGGUACAGCGCCAUCUGCAACCCGCUGAAAUCGCGGGCGUGGCAGACUCGUUCCCACGCCUACCGGGUCGUCGCCGCCAUCUGGGUGUUGUCGUUAGUCAUCAUGGUGCCCUACCCAGUGUUUAGCCACCUCAAGUCGUUCCCCAAACCCGACCGAACCACAGGACACAUGUGCCGCCUGGAAUGGCCAAGUGGUGGGGUGGAACAGACAUGGUGAGUGAGUUUCUGACUGGAGAACUCUAGUGCAGUGGUCAGAACUGGUCCCCUAGAUAGUUUCCUGACACUAAUUAAGUCAGUUCUCGAGUGGUAGUUUCAAAGUAAGCAGUCAUCAAAGGAGGUAACAUAGAUUGCCAGUCCCUUGUUCAAAAAAGUAUCUUGGGUUUGUUCGGUUUGUUUUUAUGUCUGAUUGCUUUUAAUGAAUAUAUUUGUUUAAAAAUAAAUAUUUGCUUUUUUUCCAUUUCUGCUCAGGGAAGCAAUGAAGCAUUUGAUGCUAUUUUCAUUAUAUUUCCACUGACAUAAAAUGUGCCCUAAAGUAAUGUCCUCCCUCUUCCCCCUGCUAGACUGUGAACAGAAUCGUCAUAGCUGGACAUUUAGGAGCACCACAGCAACAUCUAAGGCAAAGCAAUUAUAUUUGUAGGUGGAUUAGUUUGCAUUGCUUCAGGGCUAGAGAAGCAGUUUUAGAAGGUAAUUCCACUCUAAAGACCAACAGUUUAUUAAACACUGGUCUAAGAUUAGUAAUAUAGCUUGAAUAAAGCUCCACUGCCCAAGUAUCUGCAGUUCAAGGCAAGGCUUUUUUAUUUUUUAAUGGGCAUCAAUUUGCCCAUUAAACAAACGGAGAGGCUGUAGAGCAGAGGAAUUAAAGAAAGAUUGAGAUUCUCCAGGGGUACUCCCCAGCCUAAUACAGCUCUCUCGUUUCUCUCCUCCAGACUGUACUUCUUAUCUUUUACACUAAAUAAUCUCAUUAAAUGGGGCUGGGGGUACGAUGUCCAUAUUAGGACAGCCUCAGUCUCUUAUUUUCUUUCACACUACUAUUCUCUCUAUCUGCAAACGUCUCUGAUUGUGGUCUUGUCUUGCACUGUCUGUCAAAAACCCUGCCAAGAGAGAGAGAGAGAUAAUGAGAGAGAGAGAGAGAGAGAGAGAGAGAGAGAGAGAGAGAGAGAGAGAGAGAGAGAGAGAGAGAGAGAGAGAGAGACAAAUUAUUAUAUCCCUCUUGAGAGGUGGAGAAGUCUGUCUGAGUUCUCCAGCUAAUUGUGACAUCCAGGUAGCUGCUAAUCUUGCUGAGAUUUGAUUUCCAGGCAUACCUUGAAACCGUAAGAGUCCUUUGGGGAUAUAUCUCUUAACAGUGGCAGGCACAAUCCUUUUAAUUGGAUUGACAUUAUAAUGUUGAAUUGAUAUGCAGAAAAUGAUCAAAGCAGUGAUGACAGUGGAUGAAUUACUACAAUAUACUUCAGAAAAUAUGCUAUUGAAACAUAACUUGUGACCUUGGUGCUUUUGUACUUCUGGUGACCUCUUUGAGUCCGAACCUCUUGGUGUAAUGGCUAAGGUGUUGGACUGACAGUCACAGGGACUAUUUGAAUCCAUUACGGGCUACUCCCCAAAUUGGCAAAUGAUACAGGGUGUGUAAUUAUGAUUAUGCCUACUAACGGUGCCGGCCAUGAAGAAUCCUCAAAUGUGACCGACUGGCUCGAUUCGGUCUUAUGUAGCAAAAUUUGAAAUUGUGAUUUUUUACAUGGAUUUUUACAUGGUAUAUCACACACUACAGUUGAGGAUCAAUGGGAAAGUAAUUCUGCUUUGAAAGUUGCUAAACUAGUAACCUCACCUUUGAGAAAAAGACCUUUGAAUGUUUUGAUACACCCACUGGAGAGCUCUACUUUGUCUACACACAUUCAGCAUCGUUCACACCCUCUUAAGCUAUAGCCCCGACUGUAACUCAGAGCGUUGUCAGAUUGUCUGUUUGUUUUAUUCAGAGCGUUUCGCUCUCGGAGCGUUCAGAGCACACACUGGACGCUCUGGCCGAGGAGUAGGGUUGAUCCGAGCGUUCUGUCCUAACAACAGCAUUCAAGCACCCAAGUUAAUCUUGGCUAGCUUGCUAGUUACUUCCAGGCACAAAUGAGAGAACAGCUCACUCUGACCAUUUUACUCGCCCUAGUAGAGCUGGUUAGGCUGUUUUUAUGUUAUUCAGAGCGUUGGUGACUGCAACUGUGCUGCUGGCAACAAUUUAAUUUAAUCGAUCUCUCGGCAUGUCCAGCCCACUCAUUAUCUCAGCCAAUCAUGGCUAGCGGGAAGGUUGCUUUCUUUUUCUAUGGCUAAACCAACUAGGCUUGUAAUUUAACAAUUGUAUUCAUAUUUACAGAUGGGAUAAAAGUUUGUUAUUAAGGCACAUGAAAGUUCACGUUCCAGAAGGCAUUUUCUGCCAAAAAAUGCAUUUUGAUAAAAAUGAAAAAGUUUACUUUCAAAUGACUCUCCUGUGAAGUAGUGACAGGCGACAUACGCCUAGUUACCUGAAACGAGUCACAAAUCAUGUGAAACUGAAAUAUUAGUGUAGCACCUGUUCCUCGCCCCCUUCCAUGUUCUUCUCUGACGAUAGAGGAUCAGGAUCAAAGACUAAACAAAAGAUUAACCGAAACCUCUAACCUCUAUUCCUCUCUGUAUGUCCCUCCUUCUGGUCACCUUUUGUCCCCCCACCCCUGAUGUGUGACCCACUAUCAAACAGAGUACUGAUGAAAAGCUUUGAGUAUCAGAGGCUGCGUUAAUGAAUGAAUGAGAAUCUGCUGCAAAGGCUGAUGGGAGAUGAAAAAGGAACCAUCCAAGGAGGAUGUUCAGAGGAAAACACCCACGCACCCAUUAGAAUUUCACACAACACAAAAUAAGGGCUUCCUCUCUACUAAUUCUCAAAGUGUGUGGAAGGAACAAUAGUGGAUUUGUACUUUUUUUGUAUAUGGCCAAAUUGAUAGUAUCCGGAUUGAUGAAAAGAUAAUUGGAAAAAUGUUAAUGACCACCAUUGAAAUAUAAUUCUGUUUUCUGUUAUGACCGCGAUGAUCAAAGUCACUUUUUUUCAUCCUGUCUGGCUUCCCUGUCCCUCUCUCUCCCUCUUUCUCUACCUCUUUCUCUACCUCCAUAUUUUUCUCCUUUUCCCUCUUUUUCUUUCUCUCCAUCUUUUCCUUUCUCUUUCUCAGGUACAUGCUGUUGCUUUUAAUCUUGUUCGUCAUUCCUGGGGUGGUGAUGAUCAUUGCCUAUGGACUCAUCUCCAGAGAGCUGUACCGGGGGAUGAAGUUUGAGCUGGACCAAAACAGAGAGAGCAGUGGUGAGACUCCUACACCACAUGUAUCUCCUGCCAUGGAUUUGAUUGAACAUCUCAUUUGUUUGUUACAAAUUGAAAGUUAUAUAAGUGAAGUUGAGGUUUUGGGUUAGGGAUUGUGGUUUUGAAAUAGGGUUGUACUGGGCAGAAGCAAUGAGGGCAAGGACUGGGAUUAGGGUUUUUAAAACAGGCAACGAUGAGGCUGGGGCCAGGGUAAGGGUUUUGCAUUCAUACAGUAACUAUUUUCUUAUAAGGCCUAUUUGUUUGUGAAUGCAUGUUCCACACUGUGCAGGCUUAUGUUACCAACUCUUUGCUCAUGCUAUUAUUAGUCAUGUACUCCUGUCUUCAACCUACGCACUUACACUCACCUACACACUUACACCCAAUUUAGACACACUUACACACUUCCAUGUACAUUCCACAGCACUGAAGAAUGGCGUAAACACCACCGUGACCACCUGCAACAACGACACAGACGAUGACGGCUGCUACAUCCAGAUGCCGAAGAAGCUACCAUCCAUGGAGCUGUCCACCCUCACCACCCCUAUCCCGGCCCCUCCCAAACCCAGAGCGUCCGCCGAGCACCCUCGUAGCAAUACCUCGGAGGCUAAACUCUUGGCCAAGAAGCGUGUGAUCCACAUGCUCGUCGUCACUGCCGUCCUCUUCUUUGUCUGCUGGAUGCCCCUGUACACGGCCAACACGUGGAAGGCUUUCCACAUCAGCUCAGCCCACCGGCUCCUCUCGGGGGUACCCAUCUCGUUCAUCCACCUGUUGAGCUACACAUCGGCGUGCGUCAACCCCAUUAUCUAUUGUUUUAUGAAUACACGCUUCCGCAAGGCGUUGCUCACCACCUUCGCCCAGUGCCGCCCGCCCUGCUGUCGGCGCCGCCGGGGGAGGCAGGAUGAUGAGAUGACAGUGACGGGGACUAUGGGUCCUUCGUCC
Coregonus sp. 'balchen' is the source of this 4287-nucleotide messenger RNA. The record is from the annotation of a GenBank genome assembly. NCBI's taxonomy places the organism in Eukaryota, Metazoa, Chordata, Actinopteri, Salmoniformes, Salmonidae.